AAAAAUUUUAUUCCACUGCAACUUCUCUAUUCAAAUCCUGCGGAAAAGAAAUUCAGAAAAGGAAAAAGAAAAGAAAUCUUUCAAUCUUGAUCUGAAUUUCGGUUUUUUUGUGAAUAAAAAGAAAUUCAAAUGUCGAAUUCGCAGCCGGAUUCGAACGUUUUCAGCGUUCGAAUCGUGUCCAUCGAUCAUUACAUGGCACGGCCCAUCUCCGGCUACGAUACUUGCUAUAGUAGCUUUCAAGGUGAAAGAGUGAAUGAAGUUCCGGUUAUAAGAAUUUAUGGUUCCACACCGGCUGGUCAGAAGACUUGUUUGCAUAUUCAUAGAGCCUUGCCUUAUUUAUAUGUUCCAUUGGUGGAUAUAUUACCUCAGGGCUCUCAUACACACCAAGAAGACCACGCAUGCGCAGAUGCCUUAGCACUUGCCUUAGAAAAAGCCUUGAAGCUUAAAGUUGGUGCUGGUUCAAAACGGCAGCAUGUGCAUGGUUGCAGCCUUGUACGAGCAAAGAAGUUUUAUGGUUAUCGUUCAUCUGAGGAGCUAUUUGUGAAGAUUUAUCUCUACUAUCCACAUGAUGUCUCUCGUGCAGCCAAUCUUCUUUUGGCAGGUGCUGUUCUGGAUAAAAGUUUGCAGCCUCAUGAAUCGCACAUUCCGUUUAUUCUUCAGUUUCUUGUUGAUUAUAACUUGUACGGGAUGGGUCAUCUUCAUUUAUCAAGGAUGAAGUUUCGUAAUCCAAUACCUGAUCUUUCCCAUCCCAGAAAAAUUAAUAAUUGUGGCCAACAUGGGCAGAAGAUGGAUGACUUGACCUUGAAGGCUGCUGGUUUUCAGGCAGAUUCAAGUCGUGAUGUGUGCAUAAAUUCGCCAGUUUGGAUAUCUUCCACGAUUCCAGGUGAAUGGAUGUGGCACGUUUCAGCUGAACUUGAUGUGUCAUCAGAUCAAGACAUUUGCCAUGUUAAACGUCAAAGUUUAUGUGAACUUGAGGGAGAUGCCACCCUAGAUGACAUUCUUAACCAGCAAUUCAAAAUAUAUACAUCUCUAUCCCAAACCUGUUCCGAUGUGAAAAUGGUUCAGUCUCUUAUUCCAAUUUGGGAGGAAGAGUGUGAGAGGACAGGGAUGCAUGAGAUGGCUCUACCUUCUUACCCUGACAGGCCACUUUCAGAAGAUGUUUUGAAAGCUCUCUCACUUGGUGUUGGAUUUGAGGACGAACUAAUGAAAUUGUGCAGCAAAGUUGAAGAAACUUUGUCUCACAAUGAAUUGGGAUUUGAACAGUCAGUCAUACCUUCGGCCAAUGAAGAAAAUUUGGUUGGACCUACACAUAUCAAUUUGAAUCAUACUGUUCCACAAGCUCUGAGUUGCUCGAAAGAACAAAGCCUGCUUGGGUCUCUGUCACAACAUUGUAAGCCAUGUGAAAAAGAGAUGAAUGCUGCCUCAUCUGAAAAAAAAGAUGUUUGUCCUGAACUUUUGUCUGUUGGUGAAAUACUAUCAUCACAAACAGCUACAGAUACCGAAGCUUUGGGGCUGUUAGCAUGGCUUGCCAAUUCUCAUGCUGCUGAUGAUAUAAACUCAGAUGAUGAACUUGUUCGUGAGACUAUAUUGACUCCUUUGUUGCCUGCAACAACCAUUGAUAAGGUGCUAGAGAAAGCCAGUAUCGAUUAUGAGAGUGAGUCACAGAAAGAAUGUCAGGAUAUUCUUGAUUCGGUUGGGGAUUUAAUUGAAUUUGAUGGUCUGAAGGAAAGAAAUUCUCAUUCUUAUGAUCAUAUUCAAAUCUCAUCCGGCAAACAUAUUCCCCAAACAGAUGGUUCCAGUGAUGAUCUAGGUCUAUCACCUUCUGCAGGAUCAGUUGCAAAUUCAUCAAAAGCAGACAUGAAAACUGAAUUGAAGAGGUCCUCCCAGGAUACCAGUAAAACAUUUAGUACCAAGCGCAAAAGAAAAAAACUUUUAUGGGGUUCUUUACCUCUUUCUGUGACUGGGAAGGGGAAGGAUAACUCUGAUAGUGUCAGUUUCAACAUAACUGAAGCAUGUGCUGAUGAAAUUAAAGAAUGUUUAGGCACAAGUUUUUCAGCUGAAAAUGAUUUGGGAAAAGCUUCUGACCCUUUAAAUAAAAAUGCACAUGCCAGUGAUGAUAAACAAGAAGCAGGUAUAUUGGUUGAAUGCACUGUGCGGGACUUGAUGAGAAGAAAGCGAAGCCGCCGAAUUGAACCUGCUGAUUGUGGGUCUGUUAGGAGUGAAAAUGUUCAUUUGAAGAUGGAAAAGGGAAAAGAUAGUUUCUUUUGCCCAAAACAAUUGAAUUUUCAUGGGUCACAUAAUGAGCUUGACAAGAAGGGCCCUGGAUCUCUCAACCAUAGUCCAUCACUUGCCAAUGAACAAAAGGAAUUUCCUGAAGCUGUUGGUUUCAAGCCUACCCAUUCUGAUUCGGUGUAUUGUACUCUACCCCAAUUGUCUGGCAUUUCUAAUCCAGCACAGGCUAACACAGGCCAUCCUGAACAAAUGGGGAAGAAGUUAGCGUUGAACUUUUACCCCAAGAAGCAUGACUCUGCAAUUUCUAUUGGUCACUGUGAAACUUAUAAGGGUAAAGAGUUUGACUUUCGAGUAACUUCUGCAGAAUCCCGAAAUUCUGAUGCCCACACUUCCAAAGCCCACAAGGAAAUAGAUUCUCCUGAUGAGAGAUUACAGCAAACAGACACUAAUGGUUCUUGGUGUUUGUCAGCUUCUCCACGUACGCAUAAAAUGCUUGGGAUGGAUGGUUACAUCCACGAAACUUAUUAUGAAGGUGAAAUUUCCUUAUCUGCUGACAAACCUGUGGGCAUAGAUGCAACGACUGACAAAAGUUAUCCACAGAAUGAAGAUUGUGGUGGUGGAAAACAGGGUUGCAUUACUGGCUUGGUUGUUGAUGUGGAGGCAAAACCUGUGGAGUUGAUUGGCAUGACCUUCUGCAAGAAACCCCCAACGGCAGAUUGGAAUGAUGGAGCAACUGAAAAUGUUACACAUUUACCUACUACCCAACAUUCUCCUUCUCUUUUUAAUGAGGAAAAUUGUCAAGGAACAUCAGGGAGAGCUUUGGAUGAGGUUCUCCCAUUUUUCUCAAGGGGGUGCGAAGAAGAGAAGGAAGUUCAAAACAAGUGCCUAGGAAAUAACAACUCUAAUUUUCAUCAGGAAGCUGCGUUGGGAGUCCCUAUUCACUAUCAAAAUGAUGGCUCUUUCUUGUACCUGUUAACGCCUGUAUCUUCACCCCCUUCUCCAGAUUCUGUAUAUAGGUGGCUGUCAUGUGAUGAAGAAGGAAGUCAUAGACAGAGUAAUGCAGUAUCAGCAGAGUCUCCAUCUUUAACAGGCUCUACCGAGUGUCUGAUUGCUUCAGAAAACUCUUCUCCUGUUAAUUGUAAUGAGGCUUUGACCAAAUCUAGUUCUAAAUAUCACAUGACAUCAAUGUUGGAACAAGGGCAUCCAGAGAAGAAUAUGGUCCUUGGUUCAGAAGUGAAGUCUUGCAGUAAUGAGUCGAGAACACCCUGUCAAAGUGAGGAAAAUAUUAGGACAGUCAAUGCAUGUGCUGAUGGCUCACAGGAUAUGUCUCAGAUAUCAGGCCCAGAUGGAAAAUCCAGGCCCACUCCACUAAGUCAAAUAGGAUUUCGUGAUCCUGCAAGUGUUGGUGCUGGGCAACAGCUUACAUUGUUAAGCUUGGAGGUUCACACAGAAUCUAGAGGAGACCUUCGACCUGAUCCUCGAUUCGACGCUGUCAAUGUUGUAGCUCUAGCAAUUCAGAAUGACAAUGAUUCUGAAACUGAAGUUCAUGUGCUGUUGUAUAGUAAAACUGGAUUCUAUCAGAGGAAUCUUGAUGGAAUAUUUGGGCUUAAGGUUUUUGUUUUCUCUGAGGAGAAGCACUUAUUUGGUCAGUUUAUGAAGAUUUUAUGUUCUCUUGAUCCUGAUAUUUUAAUGGGUUGGGAUGUGCAAGGUGGUUCUCUUGGUUUUCUAGCUGAAAGAGCUGCAUAUCUUGGUAUAGGAUUGCUUAACAAAAUAUCAAGGACACCAUCUGAAACCAAGAUAAAAGCUGAAGAAACUAAUAUUUCUCAAAAGGGUUCACAGGAAGAACUGCUGUCUAAGCCAUUGAUUGCUGAUUCUAUUGUGAUGGAAGAUGCAAUAAUAGAGGAUGAAUGGGGCCGAACUCAUGCCAGUGGUGUCCAUGUUGGUGGUAGAAUUGUCCUCAAUGUCUGGCGGUUAAUGCGUGGUGAGGUUAAACUUAACAUGUAUACAGUUGAAGCUGUAGCUGAAUCUGUUUUGAGGCAAAAAAUUCCAUCAAUUCCUUAUAAAGUAUUGACAAAAUGGUUUUCAAGCGGUCCUGCACAGGCAAGGUACAGAUGUGUUGAAUACGUGGUUGAAAGAGCAAAGCUGAAUCUGCAGAUAAUGAAUAAACUGGAUAUGAUAAAUCGAACAUCAGAACUUGCUCGUGUUUUUGGCAUCGACUUCUUUUCUGUCCUCUCUCGAGGUUCACAGUUUCGUGUUGAAUCCAUGUUUCUGAGGUUGGCACAUACACAGAAUUAUCUUGCUAUUUCUCCUGGAAACCAACAGGUUGCUUCUCAACCUGCAAUGGAGUGUUUGCCUCUUGUGAUGGAACCUGAAUCUGGUUUCUAUGCAGAUCCAGUUGUUGUGUUGGACUUUCAGUCUCUUUAUCCAUCCAUGAUAAUUGCUUACAACCUUUGCUUUUGCACAUGCCUUGGAAAAAUUGCAAAUUCUAAAGUAAAUACCCUUGGGGUUAGUUCAUAUGCACCAGAUCCAAAUGUUUUGCGGAAUCUAAAAGAUCAAGUGCUGCUUACUCCAAAUGGUGUUAUGUAUGUGCCUUCAAAGGUACGCAAAGGAGUGCUGCCUAGAUUACUGGAGGAAAUUUUAUCAACUCGAAUAAUGGUGAAACAAGCAAUGAAGAAGUUGACUCCUUCACAGCAAGUUCUUCAGAGGAUAUUCAAUGCAAGACAGCUUGCUCUGAAGCUGAUAGCAAAUGUAACGUAUGGCUAUACUGCUGCUGGGUUUAGUGGUCGCAUGCCUUGUGCUGAGCUUGCGGACAGUAUUGUUCAAUGUGGUCGUAGUACACUUGAAAAAGCUAUUUCUUAUGUAAAUGCACAUGAAAAAUGGAGGGCUAAUGUUAUAUAUGGUGACACUGAUAGCAUGUUUGUCCUCCUUAAGGGGCGCACAGUUAAAGAAUCAUUCAAAAUAGGACAUGAGAUUGCAUCUGCAAUAACUGCAAUGAACCCAAAUCCAGUUACGUUGAAGAUGGAGAAAGUCUAUCACCCAUGUUUUCUCCUUACUAAGAAGCGCUAUGUUGGCUAUAGUUAUGAGAGCCCUGACCAAGUCAAACCUGUUUUUGAUGCUAAAGGCAUUGAGACAGUUCGCAGGGAUACUUGUGGUGCUGUUGCCAAGACAAUGGAACAGUCACUAAGACUCUUUUUUGAACAUCAGGAUAUACCAAAGGUUAAAGCAUAUUUGCAUCGUCAAUGGACAAGGAUUUUGUCUGGCAGGGUGUCUCUUCAGGAUUUUGUUUUUGCAAAAGAAGUUCGCUUAGGAACAUACAGUACAAAAGUAGGUUCACUCCCACCAGCAGCAAUUGUGGCAACUAAAGCGAUGAGAGCAGAUCUGAGGGCAGAACCACGCUAUGCAGAGCGAGUACCCUAUGUUGUAAUCCAUGGAGAGCCUGGGGCUCGCCUGGUUGACAUGGUGGUGGAUCCAUUGGAACUUUUAGCUAUUAAUUCCCCAUACAGAUUAAAUGAUUUGUACUACAUCAACAAACAGAUAAUCCCAGCACUGCAGAGGGUAUUUGGGCUAGUUGGUGCUGACUUGAACCGGUGGUUCUCAGAAAUGCCGCGCCUAGCCAGGGAAGCUUUUGGUAAAUGCGGUGUACAUGCUCUAAAUCCACAGCGGACUAGAAUUGAUUAUUAUUAUCUUUCAAAACACUGUAUACUCUGCGGUGACCUGGUCCAAGCAUCAGCCCAUCUAUGUGGUAAAUGUUCAGAAAACGAAACUGCAGCUGCAACAGCUAUUGUUGGGAGGACUUCAAAAUCAGAGAGAGAGAUGCAACACCUUGUCGCUAUAUGUCGGCACUGUGGGGGAGGGGACUGGCUUGUGGAGAGUGGGGUGAAGUGCAAUUCACUUGCGUGCUCGGUCUUCUACGAGAGACGUAAAGUUCAGAAGGAACUACAGGGUCUUUCUGCCGUUGCCACCGAUAAAGGCUUGUACCCGAAAUGUAUGUUUAACUCUUCCCUAACUCUCUUUGAACCCCGACGGAAAAAAAAAAUGGCACAAUCUCCAUUCACUCUCCUUCUCCUGAAACGCCUUUCUCUCUCUUCCAAAAUCCCCCUAAAACUCAACAACUUUUCUCCCUCUCCAAUUUUCACCACCACUAAAUCAAAGCCCUUCUCUUCUGCUUCACCGCAGCCGGCGGUCUCCACCACUCAAGACCCACCGAAACCAACCUCUCUCUCGGCUCGCAUGAGCUUCGUUUUUGACCAAAUUGAUCAAAUUGAAAGACAGAGACAACAACAAUCGGUCCAGUACGACGACACCCUCCAACGUAUCCGAGCUUGGCGCCAAUCAAAAAAGGAAGCUCAAGCAACCCAACAGCAAUUUCAACCCAAAGAACAAAGCCCAGAAUCUGGAAUUGCCAAAAAUGAUGCCAGUACUACUGACUUUACUUUGUCUGACUCGCCCGAGUUAACCGAGUCACGAAACGGGGAUGCCCUCCGGCGGAUUCGUGCUUGGAGGGAAUCGAAGCAUGUGGAGAACAAGGAAUGCUCAGAAGGUGAAACCGCUAAAAAUGAGGCUAACUCCAGUGUUUUUUGUACUGAUCCAGUGGCUGAGUUGGGCGAGUUGGAGAGGCAGAAGGGCAAUGAGGUGGAGUUGGUGCACCCAUGGCCGGAGUGGAUAGAGUUGAUGGAGAGAUUAGUGCAGCAGAAUUACUUUGAUCAUAAAAGGAGAGAUGAGGGAAAGAUGGUGGAAGAGUUGGGAUUUGACUUGAGUAAUGUUGUUGAGGAAGUUAAGGAUAAUGCUGGAAUUGAUUUUAAAGACUUCAGGACUGUGCAAACUGCUUGUCUUAAUUUUGGGAAGGACCGGUUUGAUAUAUUGAGGUCAUUGUCAAGACAGGAUGUCCAAAAUUUGGUUGGUUUUGGAUGCCCAAGUGCAGACAAGAAGGUGGUGUUCUCUGCAAAACUCUUGAGGAAACAUGUUCACCUCGAUGAAGGAGAUGUUUGUAGUUCCUGCAGUUUGAGGAAUUCUUGCGAGAGAGCAUAUCUUUUAACAAACAAAGAGGAUGAGGCACGAACUAUUGAUGUUAUGCGUGUCCUAUUGACCUAUGGUUUUCAUUCUAUGAAUGGGUCAGUCAUCAAUGAGUCUGUUAUUAAACAGAAGUCUGUAAAGAAUGUUGUUCGUAAGUUGCUUCAUGAGGUUGUAAAGUUGAGUGCUGUUCCUAUAGACCCAAAUCUUCCCCCUCCAGUGAUAAAGAAGCCUCCACCAAAAGUGAAGCAACCUCCACCUCCUCCGAAGAAACGAGUUGGGCGUGAUGACAUUGAGAUGAAAAAGGGGGAUUGGCUUUGUCCCAAGUGCGAUUUCAUGAAUUUUGCAAAGAAUACAGUCUGUCUACAGUGUGAUGCUAAGCGGCCUAAGAGACAGCUGCUUCCUGGGGAAUGGGAAUGCCCCGAGUGCAAUUUCUUAAAUUAUAGGAGAAAUAUGGCAUGUUUUCAUUGUGAUUGCAAGCGUCCACCUGAUGCGUUUUUGGAGAGUAAAGUACAAGAAAUGCAACCUGGUCCAAGAACAAGGUUGGAGAAGGUUGCCCACAGACCAGAGGUCUCUAAUGCCUGGAAUUUUGACUUUGAUGAUGAUGAAUCAGACGGGGCAGAUGUUGCUGCCUUUGAGUAUGCAGAUUCUCCAGUAAUGAGUGAAGCUUCUCCUUUGGACAACCAGACCCAUGGAGGGAAGUUUAGAGGGCUUGAAGAUGAUUUUGAUACAGCUGGCCGAUCCUCAAGGGUUCAUGAAAGAAAGUAUUCAGACAUAGAUAGCAGCAAACAUGGAAUGGGUUUUGAUGAUUUCGAUGAUGAAGAUGACAUUGACAGUUAUGAGAUAGACACUCAUCGAAAUAAUCCAAGGCAGAAAGCUUCUUACUCUGACAAUGAGGUGUUUUCUGAACCAGAAGAUAUCAAGGGCUCUAAUAAUAGUUCUCCUGCUCGUCGAGGGACAAGGUUUCCUUCUCAUAGUAAGUCAUCUAAGCACAUGCAUAAAAAUGUAGCUUUAUCAGGUUCUGAAGAUGAUGAGCUAGAUUUUGAUUCCGAUGAAGAGCUUUCAGUUCAUCCUAAAUGGAAAUCGAGUCAUGUAGCUGACUCAAAGCAUAGAGGUAGAGGUGCAUCAAAGGACUUAAGCUUUGGCUCAGACGAAGACCUUGAUUUGGAUUCCGAUGGUGAUGAUGGUUUUGGCAAUUUUAGAUCUAAAGGGAGGAGACAGGAGAAACGGAGUUAUGGUCGAGGCAAUUUUCAGAGAGGAGGAAGUUCCAAUUUUGAAGGUGGUUCCUUCUCUGAUUUAGAAGGUCCACAUUCCAGGAGAAAUGGGUCAAGAGGGAGUAAAACAGGAUCUGGCAGAAGAGGAAAUAAUGUUCGCCACCCUGGUGAUUAUAACUUCAGGAAAGAUUCACGAUCUUGGUCCAACACCAAGAUGGAUGAUGGAAGGAACUAUCCCGGUGAUCAUUUCGAUAAAUCAUAUCGAGGGUCUCGAGGUGAUAAAGGGAGGCUUCGAGAGGAUGACUAUAGGAGGCAGAGAAAGGAUAACAACAUGCAGAAAUUCAAGGGACCUAGGCAAUAUGGAGUAUUUGAAAAUAGGCGCCGUGGAAGAUCUCAUGAAUAUAGUAUAGGCAGUGAUGAUCCUAGUGAAUUUAGAAACAGUAGGCGUGUUAUUGAAAGAUAAGCUCAAAGCUGUGACAAUUUUCCUUUUCUCUUUCCAUAGCAAUCCCCAUAAAAAUUGUAUUUUUAUGCUUUUAAUUUAAUCAAAAAAUAUUUAUAUUUGUCGAACUGUCUGUGUAUAAUUGUUAAAAAAUAUUUAUUUCAUAACCAUGUAAAUAUUAUUGAUCAAAUACCACAUAAACAAGCUAAGUUAAUAGUGUUAAAAGCUAGACUAAGAUUAUAUACAAUUUGAAAAGUUCAAAUAUGCUGCAAAUUUAUAUUUUUUGUUUAGGUACUAACAGAUACAUAUGGGUUUCCUCCUCUUCACCAUUGGAGGUAUUAAUUGGACUGAAAUCAAUGCUAUUUAUGCCUUAACCCAUGUGAACUUCUCAAAAUCUUUCAGAAUCCGCAUGUCAAUAACAUGCGGGUUACCAUAGUCAUAAUGAUUCAGCCAAAGCUCGUGCCUUAAUUCUGUCAGGUUGAGUGCUUCAGGGCUCCUUUUUGACACAUGGAGGGGCCUGGCAGGUUCCAGAACUUCUCAACUUCCAAAUCGAAUGACAUGAUUUGUUCAUCUUCACCAUCAGUCUUCCAAUGCAGUAGUGAUCCAUUAACCAAUACUGGAAUCCCAUCCAUGUGAUGAUAUGAGGGCACUGUUCUUCCAAGAUCCUCCACGCAGAACACGAGCAGCAAUCGAAUUGUUCGUGCCAUAGUUACUUAUGGUUAAGAUCUCACACCCAAUCUCCAAAUUGUCGAUGUUUUCGAAAUUGGUAUUGCGAUAGAAACAUCGAACAACCAGGUACUCAGGCAACCGAAACCAACAGUACGUGGGGACCUGAACUGAGGUCGGAGCCCUUAGGCAGCUGAGCUCCAUGAAUUCUUGCUUGCUUGGGUUGCGAUCAUA
Messenger RNA from Theobroma cacao (cacao), 9795 nucleotides. Lineage: Eukaryota; Viridiplantae; Streptophyta; Magnoliopsida; Malvales; Malvaceae. The record is from RefSeq and is a predicted model, not a curated record.